AUGACCAGCUCCACUCAGGCGUGGUCAGUAGUUCUCCUGGUGACAUUAAGCUUCAAUCUAUUUUGCAUAACUAGCGCAAAACGAUGUAACAUACGUCCAUAUGAAGCUAAAGGAGAGAAGCGCGCAGGAAACAAUGGCUACGUUAUCGAGGUAGUCACAGUGAAGUCAGACGGAACCGAAGCAGGAGCAACAGGAUUUUUACCUGGAGAACUUUACAAAAUUCGCGUACGCGGAUGGCAGACAGAAUAUACCGUGCAAUCUUUCCGUGGGUUUGUACUGAGUGCUCAGUUUGACAAUGGAGCGCCAGCUGGAAGGUUUGAGGUUGUAAAAGGACGCGGUGAUGCCAGAGUUUCUCCCGGAUGCCGAGCGGCAGGAGUCAGUCACUCAAAUCUUCGACCCAAAACACAUGUGGAAGUCACAUGGAAAGCUCCUCAAGUUUGGGACGGCUGUGUCAAGUUCCGAGCCUCGGUUAUCGAGUCUAAGUAUAUAUGGUAUUCAGAGGACAGUCAGCUAACUAAAGAGUUCUGUCUACAAGAUGGUUAUGAGAAAGUUGUUAUUGAUGAUAAUCCCGAUACACCCUGUUGUGCAUGUGAUACUGCCAAGUAUGAGUUAGAAUUCAUUGGACUUUGGAGCAAAGAAACUCAUCCUAAGGAUUAUCCAACAUUAGAACAUCUCACUCACUUCACUGAUAUGCUUGGAGCUUCCCAUUCGUCGAACUAUAGUUUAUGGAAAGUUGGGAUUCCAUCCACAGAUGGCAUGAAAGAGAUUGCAGAGUGGGGUAAUACAUACAAAGCUCAAAUCGAAGCAAAAGAGAAAGCAUCUGAAGUUCGGACUCUCAUGAAAAUCAAAGGCCUUUGGUACCCAGAAGUCCAAGGAAUUACAAAGUCUUCCUUUGUUGUCAACAAAUACCAUCAUCUUGUUUCUCUGGCUACUAUGUUCGGACCAUCACCUGAUUGGUGUGUGGGACUUUCAUCUGUCAAUUUGUGUUUACCGGACUGUAGCUGGGUUAAAGAACGAACUUUUGAACUGCAACCUUUCGAUGCUGGAACUGAUUCGGGUCCCACAUACAUGUCACCAAACAGUCCAAGCGAACCUAGAGAGAAAGUUCAUUGGAUCACGACAAGCCUCAAUCAGCUAUCUCCUUUCUACAAUGUAGACUCAGAUGUGAUACCUCCUUUAGCAAAAAUUAUAAUUCGUCGGAAGGAGGUCGACAGUGCUAAAUGUGAAGCUGACGAUGUUUACCAGAAAGAAGCUUACAAUAUCACAAACACAAGUGAAGAUGAGGAAUAUAAGGAUCGACGAGAAUGCUUGAUGACCGAAUGGGAGCCUUGGUCAUUGUGUUCGGCUACUUGUGGAAAAGGUAUUCGAAUGAGAAGCAGAGUUUUUGUUUUCCCCGUCAAGGCCCAGAUUUUCCACUGCAAUCGUGAAACUAGUGAAAGACAGUUCUGUAAUGCAAAAGUGAACGAAUGUGAAGACUCUGACGCUUUCAAUUCUAAAUGUGCUGUUGGUUCGUGGGGUGCUUGGAGUGAGUGCAGCGUCACUUGUGGUCACGGAUAUCGCAGUCGCAAGAGAAGCUUCUUGUCUUCUUCGACAAACGAGGAAAAUUGCAAUGUGGAACUAGAAAGAAAGGACUUGUGUGUUGGCGAGCAAGGAGAUGAUUGUUCUGUAACUCCUGACCCCUUGUGUAGAACAACUUCGUGGUCCGAAUGGUCACCAUGUAGUGCCAGUUGUGAUGAUGGAGUCAGAAUUAGAACUCGUUUGUUCUUCUACGCAGAACACGAGCAUAGAUGUUCUUCUGUAUCCCUACAAGAGAAAGAUACAUGUGUCAUGCAAUCUUGUCGACGUUUCAUAGAGCAGAACUCUGAAGAAAUUUGUCAAGAGCCUAAGUCGGAAGGUCAAUGUGGAGGAACGUUCCCGCGGUACUGGUACAAUUCUAACACAACACAAUGUGAACGUUUCAUAUUCACUGGAUGCAAGGGAAACAGAAACCAGUUCGAAACUGAUGAGGAAUGCCAAAGGAUUUGCCAAGCCGGCUACGAUCAUUCUAAAGCUAUAGUUCCUAAUCAUCAAUUAAUCAAUGAAUUUGGAGAAACGAAAGGACUCAUUGAUGACGGAGGAAUGCCUGUGCCCUGCGAGUUACAAGAGUGGGCUCCAUGGGGUAACUGUUCGGUCACUUGUGGACGAGGAAAAAAAACACGCUCACGCCAAAUUAAGGCGUUCCCAAGAAAUGGUGGAACUCCUUGUCCAGAGCCUGAACAUUUAAUUCAAGAACUUCGCUGUCAGUUACGUCCCUGUCCACGAUCUCAAUGUCAAGUAGGACCAUGGUCGCGAUGGUCUGCUUGUUCAGUUAGUUGUGGUGAAGGUGUUCAGUUGAGAAGACGACGAGUAAUGAAAGGAAGAAAUGGAGAUUGGGAAGAAGUGGAAUGCCCUGAUAAGGAGAAUGAAGAACGAAUGUGUCGUAUACCUUGUCCUCCGCCAUAUCCAAACCGAGAUUUUUAA
Messenger RNA from Auanema sp. JU1783, 2499 nucleotides. The record is from the annotation of a GenBank genome assembly. NCBI's taxonomy places the organism in Eukaryota, Metazoa, Nematoda, Chromadorea, Rhabditida, Rhabditidae.